Messenger RNA from Raphanus sativus (radish), 771 nucleotides. Its product is annotated as ABC transporter E family member 1. Gene Ontology annotation, biological process: translational termination; ribosomal subunit export from nucleus; translational initiation. NCBI's taxonomy places the organism in Eukaryota, Viridiplantae, Streptophyta, Magnoliopsida, Brassicales, Brassicaceae. The record is from RefSeq and is a predicted model, not a curated record. Gene Ontology annotation, molecular function: ATP binding; iron ion binding; ribosomal small subunit binding.
AUGGAGAAAGUGAAGUCCUAUUCCUAUGCAAGAUACAAAUAUCCUGACAUGAGUAAGACAAUGGGAGAUUCCAAGCUGGAUGUGAUGGAAGGAGAGUUCACAAACUCUCGAACUAUUGUAAUGCUUGGAGAAAACGGUAGUACUAGGAAAACGACAAUUCAUCCGGAUUAGUCUGUGAAGGAUCCUCAAUCAAAGAUGCCAGAGUUUAAUGUCUCGUAGAAACCGCAAGAAAAUGAUUCAAAGCGCGAGUGUACAGUGAAACAGUUGCUACAUGAUAGGAUACGUGAUGCAUACACAUCCUCAGUCUGUGUCGGAAUAAUAAAUUAAUGAGACACACUUCAGAUCGAAACGUUGUUGGAUCAAGCAGAAAACUUUUAGGGUGGAAAGAGGCAGAGGGUUGCCAUGACUUUAUGUCUGGUAAGCCUGCCUGCAGAUAUCUAUCUGGUUAAUGAGCCAAGUGCGCAUCUAGGCUCGGAGCAAAGGCUCACAGUUUCAAAGGUAAAUAAAACGAUUGCGUUUAUUGUGGGAAAUGGCUUCAUAACGCAAACCUAUCUGGCAGACAAACUCAUAGUGUAUGAAGAACAACCUGGCGUCAAGUGUACUGCUCAUUCUUCACAGUCGCUCCUCAGCGGAAAUAACCUUUUUCUAACCCACCUGAAAAUCACAUUCAGGCAAGAUCUAACUAACUUUAGGCCAAGGUUCAACAAACUAGAGUCCACCAGGGACAGAGAGCAAAAGGAUGCAGGAUCAUACUACUUCUUUGACGAUUGA